Daphnia pulex (common water flea) is the source of this 2048-nucleotide messenger RNA. RefSeq names its product methyl farnesoate epoxidase-like. Lineage: Eukaryota; Metazoa; Arthropoda; Branchiopoda; Diplostraca; Daphniidae. The transcript has 9 exons. Gene Ontology annotation, biological process: xenobiotic metabolic process. Bases 132 to 1619 code for a protein of 495 amino acids. Gene Ontology annotation, cellular component: cytoplasm; intracellular membrane-bounded organelle. The record is from RefSeq and is a predicted model, not a curated record. Gene Ontology annotation, molecular function: oxidoreductase activity, acting on paired donors, with incorporation or reduction of molecular oxygen, reduced flavin or flavoprotein as one donor, and incorporation of one atom of oxygen; heme binding; iron ion binding.
UAUGUCUAGAACACCGUGACGAUGCGUUUCGACUUUAAUUUCAAUAAGAAGCAUAAACAUUUCGUAUUCAAGAAGAGACUGGCCAACCAACCAGCACUUCAUUUUUCUUUGUCAGUGUAACAAAUUUUAAAAUGGCUAUUUUGAUGAUUUUCGUUUGCGCAUUGUUAGUUGUUUUUCUCGUUAAGCUUUCGUUGCGACCCUCCAACUUUCCACCAGGCCCAAGAGGAGUGCCUUUGCUUGGAUUUGCUCCUUUUCUGCCAAAAAAUGAACCCUUCUUCAGAGUCAUACAGAAAAUGGCUGAGAAAUACGGGCCUGUGACUGGUUUCUAUUUGGGACCCUUUUUGCCUUUCAUUUCUGUGGACGGGAAAAAAGCUGUCAAAGAAGCUCUGCAUAAUAAUGACCUGAACGGCAGACCGUCGGGCACACUCCUUAAAAGUAGAACGUUUGGAGAGAAGCUAGGUCUAGUGUUUGUCGACGGCGAUUUUUGGCAAGAACAGCGGAGAUUCACGUUACGUCAUUUACGUGAUCUUGGGUUCGGAAAGACAUCCAUCGAGGAUCAGAUGAUGGACGAGAUUAGCGAUUUAAUUUCUGAUAUUAAUGAAGCUGCUAAAUCCGAUCCGGAUCACGUAGUCGAUUUCAAAGCCAUUUUCACAGUGUCGGUGUUCAACAUUUUAUGGGCAAUUAUUGGAGGCAAACGAUAUCAGCGGGACGACCCGGCGUUCAAACAACUGUUAGCCAAUGUUGAUAUGUUUCUCCGAGGUGGAAAUAUUGCGCAAGUCGUCAUUCCUGUUCCAGCCUUUCUCGUUCGCCUGUUUCCUUCUUUACCAAGUCGCCUUGGUCUUAAAGACGAAUUGUUCGUUCCCAUUCAACAGUUCAUCGAGGAAUCGAUUGACGAACAUGUUGCCACGAGAUCGAAAGGUGAUGCCGCUCGUGAUUUCAUCGACGUCUAUUUGGAGGAAAUGGAGAAACAAUUUGAAAAAGAUUCGACUUUCACCAAAAAGCAGCUGAUUGCUUCGAUACAGGAUCUGUUCACUGCAGGCUCCGACACCUCGUCGGGGACGAUUGGUUUUGCGGUUCUUUCUAUGAUUAAUUAUCCAUCCAUCCAACAAAAGAUGCGUGAAGAACUAGAAAAUGUCUGUGGCGAUUCUCUUCCGUCACUAUCACAUCGCGCUAGUUUGCCAUAUACCGAUGCGUUCAUUACGGAAGUCAUGAGAAUGUCUAGCGUAGCUCCGUUAGGUAUUCCCCACCUUGCCAUGAAAAAAACGCAACUUCUAGGAUUCACCAUACCCAAAGGAAGCAUCGUUUCGGUCCAUCUCAACUCUAUGCUGCAAGACACCGAAACGUGGGGAGAUCCAGAAAAUUUCCGACCAGAACGUCACCUGGACGCUGACGGAAAACUGGUCAAAAGCGAAGCCUUUACUCCUUUUGGCAUUGGGAAACGAAUUUGUCUAGGUGAGUCUCUGGCUCGGAACACGGUUUUUCUUUUCACCGCAGCCCUCGCCAAAACAUUCGAAUUCAAAUCUCUGCCGAACAAACCACCGCCGACUCUUGAACCCACCAUCGGAUUUGUUUCAGGCCCCCAACCUUUCAAAGCCGUUGUAGUUCCUCUAGUUCACUGAAAAAAUGCACACAAACUUUAGAAAAGGCGCUAGAAUAUUAUUAUUGCAAUGUACCCAAUAACAUCACGGUUCUUGUACAUAAUUGACCUAACCAGUGUCCGGCAUUAGUACGGAAAAUCCCAGCCGGUGUUGUUAAAACAACGUUCUUUGUGAUGCCGUAUUAACUAAUAUACUAUUUCCUUCUUUCUUUUCCUACUCUACCUUGAAAUAACUCAUUUGAAUUCCCUAGCCACCAACUGAACAGCGUAAGCAGUUCAGACAUCCAGAUGACAGCUAUAGAUUGGCUGUAGAAUAACGGCCGUUACAGAAGAUUUACGCUCCAAAAGCGUUUGGGGAAGCCAAAAGUCCAAAGUCAAGAAACUGAAGAAUACUUUAUCGCAGUGGAAUAUUUGACGAAAAAGGGCUGACGCAAACAAACACUCCAAUCGG